Molecule: messenger RNA, 213 nt
Organism: Acaulospora morrowiae
Lineage: Eukaryota; Fungi; Glomeromycota; Glomeromycetes; Diversisporales; Acaulosporaceae
Source: the annotation of a GenBank genome assembly
AUGAAGCAAUUUUUGGCACAAAACGAAACAAUAACAACAAUACAUCUUGAAAAGAAGGCACAAUCGGGUAACACCAGCAUUAAAAAAACCAAUGUUUCGUAUAACACCACGACAACAAUUUGCGGCGCCUAUGCUGAUGUGAGUCGAUGCAUCGUUGGUGACGACAAAUUGAAUGUUAUUGCCAGCGAUGAAAGAAAAGUGACACCAGCAUAG